CAGGUGCAGACAUGCCCGUGUGUGUUAGCUGAUUGUUUGUAUAGGUAUGUUGUUGAUGGAAGAAUAAAUAUUAAAAAUGCUGUGAAAACCAGAACCUUAGUUCUGCAGCUAAUACACAUUUACAGUCAUUUUGCAUCACAGACAACUGGGAGAUGUUUUUGAGAAUGUAACAAACAGCCCAGCGUUAAGCAAUUUGUCAGAUGUAAUGUGCCCAGAGUUAGAACAAAAUUAGAUUAUUCAGGAUACUGGGAGAGUUUCUUCUCUGGCAUUUUAGUUUCUGAAAAGUUCAUUGUAUGGUUGGAAUACAUUCAUUCUUUUGGAACGUAACAACUUUUCAGAAUUGUGCUAGUGGGUAUCUUAAUUACAAUGCUGGCUAGAGCUGCACCCCUGGCUUACCUCCAGACAGAUUCUGAUCUCCAGAACUCUGUUACGCUAGCUACACUCGUAAUUGAGAUCAGAAUCUGAGCUGUCAUUUUAUAUAGUGCUGCAGUUUCAAAUGAAAUGUGCUCACAUUUUACCAGUAAAUCUGGCACUGCAUUAGGAAGAACUUGGAAAACAGAUAAGGGGAAAAUGUUGAUACUGCUUUGAAAGGUGUGUGUGGAAGCCCUGAGUUACUCCCAGGUUUUAGGAAAGAAUGUGGGGGAAGGCACCAGUCCUGGUUUAUGGUGCAAAAGUAGAAGUUUAGAUGUAUGUGAACUCCUAUUUCAGUUGCUUACUUGGAGUUCUGUUUUAAACAGAGUUAAAAGGAACAGGAGACUUUCAGAAAAGGGGACCAGGGGGACGAAAAGCAAAAACUGGACUUUGAGGAAAAUUCUGAAGUCAUUUGCUAAUGAGCUUCAGCAGUUCUCUGACUAUUUAUGAGGCUGAAAUUUGGACGGGCAUCUGAUAAACUGGAAGAGUGAGCCUAGAUUCACAGAACUUGCAAACCUGCCAAUAGUUUCGAUCCAGUGCUCUGGUUGGGAUUCGUCUUAUAAAGAUGGCCAUGAACCAAGAAGACCAGAUGCAGAUCUGGACCGCCCCAAAGAAAUCUUGUCCCAGUUCACAGGUUUAAUGUAUGAGACCAGUGAUUCAGGGAGCAAUUUUAUGCCACUAAGAAGGCGGGGGAUUGGGAGAGGAGGAGGGGAGAGGGUCUAAAAGAGAUUGUCCCUCUCUUAUGGAAUGGUCCCGAAAAUGAAAAGAUUUGAAAAUUUGUAGUAUUCUAGAAGGUUAGCUAACCCAUUCCUCUGACCAAUGGAAGAAUGUUCUCGAAAAUACAUUCUCUGUGGUUUUGGCCAGUUUAGUUUUUAAUCCCUCUAGCAAUGGGAACCCCAUCAUUUCCCUUGGGAAGCUACAACCUAGUUAAACAGCUCUCACUGGUAGGAAAUAUUUCUUGUUCAGAAAUGUUUCAGCAUCAGUUUUCUUUUGCUCUGUUUAUCCCCUUACAGCUAGUAAUCUCUCCUUUGGGAUAUAGUAAUCGUAUCACUCUGAAAAAUGCAGCAAGCUCUGGGCUGAAACACUGCAGCUGUUUAACAGCACAAAGCAACAGUGCACAAUCCGGGAAAUAUGGAGUAAAGGUUUCUAAGUUUCCAGUGAACUUUACCAGAAAGGGGGUAGGGUUGGGACAAAGCACAUAGGUUCCUUAAAAUACAGCUAGGUAGGUAAGACAAUGCAAGUUUUUUCAUAAAAACAUGUGUUUCUUUACCAAGAGCAAAAGACCAGGUUACUGUUCUGUAAAUCCCCAAUAUAGACUCAACUAUUCUUGGAGCCUCCCAAAUCUGACCCUGUUCAACUCAUACAAGCUGAGGCAGUUACACUGCCAGCUACUACUGAGCAUACUGCAGGGCUGUUCCAUUCAGCAUAUACGUUAUACUUCAGUGCUUCUGUUCCAACAUGGUUAUUUUCCUUCUGUCUUCCUUAAAUCAUAUUUGUUUUUUGCUAGCCGACUCCCCUAAAAGGCCCAGCCCCCUUUGAUCCCAGCUGUGUCAUUCUUCAUUUCUAAGAUAACUUGGCCUUUCAAAACAUUUGGAAUAUAUUGUAUAUAUUUCACUCUGCUCCAGUUCACAGUAUAAAUAAAAGAACAACCCUCAAAGCUGACUCUUAAGCUAAGCUCUUCCCAGCUGGAAAAGGUUCCAUUUAGAGCUACCGUGCUCACCACUUCCUGUUUUCAAGUUUUCUGUUAGUAUCCAGCUAGUUCCUGCGGUUCCUUUGCUUCUUGUCAUUUUUUUGGACAAAGUUUAGAGUAUUUUCUUGUUGUUUUUUUGUUGUUGCAUUGUGUUCUGUUUAGAAGACUUUUCAUAAAAUUUCUGAAAAUCAGUGUCAGAGAUCUGGCCUUUGUGUGACCAGAUUUGUAAUUUCCUCGCUCAAUUCCAGGUCUCAUUAUUGCAUUAUUCAAAGCAAAUCUUUUCUGAAUCUGAUACCAGGGCUUUCAUUAUGAUUGAAGUAGACAUAGUUCCCAAAUAAUUCAUCCCAGUCUUUACAUCUGCCCAGGCACGUUAUCUCUAAUGUCGGCAUGUCUGAGGUUUGUUAUAACUGGUAGAGGACCCACGUCCUGCAGCCCAAACUUCGUGAAUACUCCCCGUCAUGUCGGUUGGUCUGGUACAUCUGUGACUUGUAAGAUGAGAGGGGAAUCCGCUCUCUGUGAGUUGUUCAAUUUUGGCCUCUCUGGGGAGACUGCCAGCAAGUGGGCAAGAAGUGCUAAUUGGCAUGGCAAUGAUGGGGAUGUGGUCACCUAUGAUAAGGAGUUGGCAGAGACCCACCACCAACUUUCACAUAAUGCAGGCCAAAGAACUGUUUAGUACCAAGAGCUUGAUAAUGGCUCUCAGUGACAUUGCCCUGGUCUAGAUUACAACCAAGACUCUCCCUUUUAAUCUUGCUUCUGCUCAUUGUUCUAGUUUUUCCAAUAAUUCUCCAGAACUGAUUCCUAGACAUGGGUAUUCACAGUCCUCUGCUGCAUGUAUUAAAAUGCCAGAUCCUGAGCUGUUGUAAAUCAGUGUAGCUUCAUUGAUCUCAGUCGAGUCAUUUGUCUCAUAGGGCUACACAGAUUUAUACCAGCUGAGAAUCUGGUGCAUUGUGUCUAUUUGGUACUUUGUUUGCACAACACAGAUGGCUUCUAUGCCUUUAAUGCCUUAGACAGUGGACAUUAGGAUUUUAAAAAGCCAAUGCUGAGAGAAUACAAAAUACAUUCAUAGCAGUUGAUAAUUUCACAAUAUUCAAGGAAAACUACUGCAAGACUCUGGACAAUAUUUGAGAAAUAAAUGGAAAUACUCCAGUGGAAACUUUAAGAGUUGGGAAACUUUCCAUCUCUGUUUUCCAAGUUCCAGAUUGAAUAUUGAGACAACAGGGCAGGUUCUCAUCUCAGGUAUACUGGUGUAAAUGCAGAGUAAACCUACUACAGUCUGGAUUUCCCUUGGUGUAACUAAAUGCAGAAUUUGGCCCUAAAUAUAUUAAAGGCAUUAGAGCAGUGGGGAUGAUUUUUUCCCCUCCUUCCUCCCAUAUCUGAUGGACAGGUGUGCAUGAAAGGGUGGGAGAAGCAGUGGCUAGUCAUGCUUGAAAGGAACGCGCAUGGUAGAGUAUUGGGGCACCAGAUCCAAUCAGAAAACGAAGGAACUCCUUGGAGCUGAAAGAUCCAAAACAACCAUGUACUUAGAGGUAAUAUGAAUAUGUAACCACAAUCCUGGGAAAAGGAGGUAAUGGUGCUCCUUUCUGUGGACUUGUGGUCAGCACAGCUGGGAUGUUAUAUUCAGAUCUAUUACAUUUCCUUAGCAGAAAGGUAUUGAAAAUGGGAGAGAGUUCAGAGAAGAGCAACAAAAAUAACCAGGGAGCUGGAAGGAUUGUUCAGGCCCCUGGAUGCAGUCAAUGGUAUGACUGACAGUCCUGGAUUCAGAUGGUAAUAACAAACAGCACAUAUAAAAUGGUUGUCAGGAGUGACUGUCUGUGGCUUGGUGAGCUCAACCUGGUGGUGCAUCCAGCAUGGUUUGGUGUUGCUGAUACUGUUUCCUCUUUUAUUUCCAUCCCUCAUUUCCUGCUUUCUGCAGCCAUCCUGGAACUGACUGGCACCCACGACACUGAAGGGACAUGGAAAAGUUCCAUCACUUUGCCAUGUAUCUACGGGCCUUCCCAGGACUUUGUGCAGCAAACAGUCAUUUGGACCCUGGUCCGAGAUCAAAGCCCUGCUACCGUCUUUCGAAGGGAUAGCUCUGGCGAUCACAUCAUGUUGUCACGGUACAGAGGUAGGGUCAGCGUCCCAAAAUACAGUCCAGGGGAUGUCUCUCUUGAAAUUGAGAAGCUUGAAAUAACAGACAGUGGACACUACACUUGCAAAGUCACCUGGAGAGCCCAGAACAACAGCUUGCUAACCAAGGAGAGAACCACUACAAUUAAGGUUGUUAAAGUUGCAGUGACUAAACCCAUCAUCAGAGCAGGCAAUCUGGGAUUCACUGUACCAAAAGGGGCUAGAACAAGCCUGACCUGCUCUGCCAAUGGGUCCCCACCCAUCACCUACCGAUGGUUCAAGGGAGAGCCAGGAGGAAACACAGUGCUUGUGAGCAAUCACGCCGUACUCAUGUUUGAUUUGCUGCGAACGUCUGACACGGGGAAAUAUUACUGUGAAGCAGAAAACAGAGUAAGCUCACAAGUCAUGCAGCAGAGUGACGCAGUGCAGCUGACUGUGAGGGACCUCACAAAACCAGCAACCACAGUACCCAGCUCUGAGAACAAGGCGAACACCACGGCCAAGCCUGUCUCAGAAAGAGAGCUGAUCACCACAGCCUUGGCACCUGGGAGUGAGGUGCGAGUUCCAGAAACGCAUGAAGUGACAGCGGGCCACCGGAGGACUGGCCUGCCCUUCUAUCUCAUCAUCCUGAUCGUUGUGCUCUGUGUGGCUGUGGUUUUUGUUGUCGUCGCUGUCAUCUUGUGCAGGAGAAAGACCAAGGAGGAUAAUCCAUAUGAAGUAACAUAUCAAAACACGAGGAAUGACACGAGAAGACAGACUUGUUCAGGAGUCAAUGACAAGUGCAAGUAUGAGGAGGGAAAACCCACAGUCAAAAACAACUUCAUGACACAGCCUGUGAAAGAGAAUGAAUAUGAGACAAUAAGCAUAAAGGAAACCAAUGAAUGCAAGAGCCUUGUGAACGCAAUGGAAUCUGAAUAUGAAGUGGGGGAUGUUCAGUAGGAACCAGCAUUUUCAUGCAAGCAGGAGUGCAGAAGAUAGAGCUGGAGAGCUUGAACGGUGACCCUUCACCAAGGGAAACCUUCCUUCCUGUCUGUCUUCUCCUCUGAUAAAUAUUCUAAACUCCUUCCUUUACUUGUUCAAGGGGAACUGUGUCACCUUCUGCUUCUUCAGCAAAUUGAGCUCUGGCCUUUGUUGCAGAAACCCUCAGCAAAGCAGUUAUCUAUCUGAUUUAUGCAGUGAUUAAUUUGUGAGCAUCCUGGGGGACGGGUGUCAGGGCUAAAGGGGCUCCACAAAAGUCUUGAAGCUGCAGGUCAAGGUAAAUAGUGGAUUGUAACAUACCCAACAAAUGAUCAUUAAAACAAUAAAAAGAUCUAUAAUGAUAGAAAGUUACUGAAUGCUUAGGGCCAGGGAACUUUAUUAAAAGGCGGAAAGUUCUCUGGCUUCCUCCACUACAAUUAAACCACUGAUUUUACAUCUUAUUUGCACUCAGGUCUUCUCCCCAAGAUGUGGGGUGGGGUGGUAAAGGGACCGUAAGGGUUUGGUUGAUGUCCGGGGUGCGUCAGAUUGGAGGAAGGCAUCUUUCUUUCCUGCCUCUCUUCUGGAAAAUCAGAGUUGAUGUUGGGGAAACCACUACAGCUUGACUUUAGGGUGGGGGGAAAUAGGAACACAAUAUAACAGGAAUGUUGCAGAACUUUGUCAUCCUGAGUCAGAGCUUAGAGGGGAAAGAAAGGGAUGGUCUAGUGAUAUGAGCAAUGGUUUGGGAACCAGAAUCGCCUGAGUUUUAACAUAGACUCUGACACCGGCUCACUGUGUGUCCUUUGGCACGUGUCUCAAUCUGUCUGCUUCACUUAUUUAUCUGUGUAACGGAGAUAUUAAUACUGGCCUAUCUCACAGGGAUGUUGUGAGGCUUUCAUGUUUGUAAAGUGCCUUGAACAUAGCAAGUGCUUGAUAAGCGCUGAGUAUUUUAAUAUUCUCCCAUGGUAAUUGCAAAGGGGUCUCAAGGAGUCUAUUGAAUCUUGACUCUGACCACUUUGGUCUUUCAUCAUCCAAUGCAUGCUCGUUCUGUUUCCUGCAAUUUGUUCCCCUUGCUCUCUUGUCUGAUGUAACUCUGCAGAGUGAUUUGGGGUACAGCGUGCCCUACUCAAAAUAAAGUUAGAUGGUGUUUUCACA
Molecule: messenger RNA, 6319 nt
Organism: Mauremys mutica (yellowpond turtle)
Lineage: Eukaryota; Metazoa; Chordata; Testudines; Geoemydidae
Gene: VSIG4
Product: V-set and immunoglobulin domain containing 4
Exons: 7
Coding region: 3863-5149 (428 amino acids)
Biological process (GO): negative regulation of macrophage activation; negative regulation of interleukin-2 production; negative regulation of complement activation, alternative pathway
Molecular function (GO): complement component C3b binding
Source: RefSeq, a predicted model, not a curated record